Messenger RNA from Penicillium salamii, 957 nucleotides. The record is from the annotation of a GenBank genome assembly. NCBI's taxonomy places the organism in Eukaryota, Fungi, Ascomycota, Eurotiomycetes, Eurotiales, Aspergillaceae.
AUGGUGAGUUUGGAGGUCUCCACUAUCAUCUCUCCGAGAAAGUCAUCCCCAACAACCUCCAAACAAUCAAAUGAAAUGUCCCUUGUUCAAUAUUCUGACUCAGAGUCUGAACCAGAGACUACACCAACUCACCCAGUCACAAAGCCCCUAAACAGAACCCAGCCAUCGCUGCCGCCUCUCCCUGCAGCGUUUCACGACCUCUAUGCAUCAACCACACGCGUGAGCGUGCAAGAUGACCCUAGUCUACAUGGUGGCCGAAAGCGCGCCAUCCCCCAUGUUGAAGGGAACUGGCCAACACACCUUUACCUUGAAUGGUACCCGACAAAAGAAGAGUUGUCGCUUCUGGCGAACUUGAUCACUCAGUCUGGGAAUACACCGACUGAAAGCGCGUACGACGUGCAUAGUCUGUUGCAUAGCGACCUUGGUGCCCAACUACCACUUCAUAUCAGCCUGUCUCGGCCGGUGGUACUUCGCACCGAGCAGCGUGCUUCAUUCAUUGACCAGCUGCAAACUUCUAUUAAGGAAUCGCAUAUCCCCCCAUUCAAAAUACAGCCCCAAACCCUCUACUGGGCGUCAAAUUACGAAAAGACACGCUGGUUCCUUGUCCUCGGUGUCCAGCGGCCACAAGGAGAUCAUUUGAAUCGUCUUCUCAGAUUGUCGAAUGAUACUCUGGGUCACUUUGGUCAACCGCCGCUCUAUGCAGUGUCCCACGCUCAUGGGCGUCAGGACCAAGCAUCAUCUAAUAAUGCGGCUGAUGAUGUUCGCUCCGGGGAUUUCUCUGGGUGCUUUCACAUCUCUCUCGCUUGGACUUUGUCAGAGCCUAGCUCGAAAAACCAUGAUCAAAUCGCCGGCAUUGAUUUGCGGGCUUUGAGGGAUAUUCAGAUCGGGUUCGACAGCCUGAAGGCAAAAAUCGGCAAUAAUGUCACGAGCAUACCAUUGGACAGCUGCUUGAAAUGA